AUGGGUUGUUGUACGUCUUCAAGAAAGGAAGAAUACUGGGGGCAUAUGCGAGCGGAACAGAAGUGGGAAUACAUUAAUCUAUCAGACUUCAAGUCAACGUCGUGUUUUACUCAGUUUUCGUAUUUCAUUCUUUGGGUCUCAGUCUUUAUAUCAAUUGCCGUAUACGGUGUCGAUACUUUCACUGCUGUUAACUUGAUCGCAUUUAAUCGUUGGUCGACUGAGCGAGAACAAUUAAUCCCAAGACACAUCUCAAAAUGGAUCUUCUCUGGAUGUAUUAUGCUAUCAUUCGUUCUCCUGGUAUGCCGGUGGAUCCGUGCGGUGCGUGUUAUCAAACAAGGCGGCGUUGCCCAGAGCUAUCUGGACCCUCUGGCUGUCAGAAUUCAAAGUAUCCGCAUGGGAGAAAACGGUCGUGGCUGGCGUCGUUUCUUGGUCUUUUACGCACUCACCAAGAGUAAGAAAGGCGCCGAUUACGUCGCCCUUUUUACGUACUUCAACUUUGAAGCAUGGACGCGAGUUGUUAUCGCGGAAGGGCCCCGCCAAUUUAUCAAUGCGACAAUUCUUUACUCUGUUAUGGAAUCAGAUCUGAUCCUCCGAGGAGAGCACGCUCCCCCGAAAGGCAUAUCCCCCGUAGCGCAAUUCUUUUUCAACGUUCGAACCCUGGCUGAUAAGGAUCAGCGCCAAGCAGUGGUUCUAUCUGCGAUGUUUUUUACCCUUGUUAUCUGGGUGGUUUCGAUUCUAAGUCUAUUCGUUUCAUGCAUUCUCUACCUUCUCUUUUUGUGGCAUCAUAUACCCUCCGAGGACGGCUCCCUUACCGCCUACUGCCGUCGUAAGAUCAACAUCCGAUUCGAGCGAAUCGUCAAGGAGAAGGUUGACAAGGUUUUGGCUAAAGACGUCGUGCUGCAAGAUCGCCAACUUUCUGACUCUGAACUUGGAAUUGGCUCUUUCAAGCGACAACCAACCCUGCCUACUUUCCGUCAAGCAUCCUCAGACAAACCUCCAGAGAUGCCGACCCUAUCACGACAGACCACUCUCACGACCCUCCCACCAUAUUCACUCCCUCCAACGGCAGGCCCCAAUUCUUACCGCCAACCAACCCUGCCCGAGCUUAACUGGUCCAAUGAGGACCUGUCCAUGGGCAGCAAUCACAUUUCUCGCCUCUCAGAUGACAACGUACCACUAGUGAAGAGUGGAGGAGUUCUCGGCUAUACCAACGAACCACGUUAUAACCAAAGUGGACCUCCAACUCUUGACCCAAUCGAUACUCACGGAAUGCCCCUGUCACUCAUGGCCGGCCCAAGACCCCACGAACACCACUCACCUGCUGCCCUAGAUUCAUCAUCUACCCUCAACGAACAACAGUUCUCCUUCUUACCAGCAAUGCCAGCUAUCAGUGAUCGACGCUCACCAGUGGAUCGUUCCCAGUUCCCAACGCCGGCGAGAGCAUACACGCCACGCCUCCCUUCCAACAACCUCAGCAGCAGCAAUAGUUCCAACGACUAUCAACACUUUUCAACUAAUUCCGCCCGACGAAGCCCCGCUCCCCCAAACCAAGGUACUCCUGACCUACCUCUUCCUCUUCCCCCCGUCCAACAACCGUUCCGAAAUUUUGCUCGUCCGGCGACGACUUCUCCGUCAACCGGAUAUCGGAAUGGCAGUAGGGAUGGGAAUAGGUCUGUCCCUGAUCGAUCACGGCUGCAGCGAUCGGGUACGGCGCCGCCACAGCAGAAUCGACCGACUUAUGGUGGAGUUUAA
Messenger RNA from Paracoccidioides lutzii Pb01, 1752 nucleotides. RefSeq lists its product as hypothetical. The transcript is spliced from 2 exons. Gene Ontology annotation, molecular function: potassium ion transmembrane transporter activity. Gene Ontology annotation, cellular component: plasma membrane. The record is from RefSeq and is a predicted model, not a curated record. Gene Ontology annotation, biological process: potassium ion transmembrane transport. The coding region runs from base 1 to 1752 and encodes 583 amino acids.